UACCAUUCCUGUCAUUCUCCUAACUGGCAUCAAUGCAAUUUUAUGAAUAACCCAUCUUUCAGCUGCCAAAAAGAGCUUUUCCCAUUAAAGUUUAGAUUUAACCAACUGAGAUUUUCAUCUUUGAAGGAAAAAGUUUGAGGCUUUCCGAGGUUUUUCAUUGGUUCAUCGAGUGAGUGGCUACGCCUGGACCGUGGUUGUAUUUGUUAGUGAGGAAAGCUGAUGGGGAAGUUAGCGGUGGGAGUUACAGUGGCUUGCGCCGCCGCCGUAUGUGCAGCCGCGGCACUGGUGGUGCGCCACCGUAUGAUCAGCUCCCGGAGGUGGGCCCGUGUUAGAGCUAUUGUGGAGGAGUUUCAGGAGAAGUGUGAGACCCCUAUUGGUAAGCUUAGAUUAGUAGCUGACGGCAUGGACGUUGAGAUGCAUGCUGGUCUUGCAUCUGAAGGCGGGAGCAAGCUUCAGAUGUUGAUCAGCUAUGUCGUUAAUCUCCCAACUGGGGACGAGAAAGGAAUUUAUUAUGCAUUGGACCUUGGUGGUACAAACUUCCGUGUUCUUCGCGUACAGUUGGGUGGAAAAGGAAAAGGUGUUGUCAGCCAAGAAUUUGAAGAAGUUUCGAUUCCUCGUCAUUUGAUGACUGGUUCUUCUGCUGAAUUAUUUGAUUUUAUAGCAGAAGCUCUCGCAAAAUUUGUUGAUUCUGAGCCUGAAGACUUUCAUCCUCCCCCUGGCAAGCAAAGAGAGUUGGGUUUUACCUUCUCAUUUCCUGUGAGGCAAACAUCAAUUGCGUCCGGGACUCUAAUUAGGUGGACCAAGGGUUUUAAUAUUGCAGAUGCGGUUGGAGAAGAUGUAGUGGGAGAACUGACCAAGUCUUUUGAAAAGAUUAAUCUGAAUAUGCGUGUCUCAGCUCUUGUUAAUGACACUGUUGGAACCUUAGCUGGGGGCAGAUUCUACAACAAGGAUGUCAUUGCUGCAGUCAUUCUAGGUACGGGCACCAAUGCAGCAUAUGUUGAGCGUGCUCAUGCAAUUCCAAAAUGGCCGGGUCUUCUACCAAAAUCAGGAGAGAUGGUUAUAAAUAUGGAGUGGGGUAAUUUCAGAUCCUCACAUCUUCCUAUAUCAGAAUAUGAUCAAGCUUUAGAUUCUGAUAGCUUAAACCCUGGAGAUCAGAUUUUUGAGAAGUUGAUUUCUGGUAUGUAUUUGGGGGAAAUUGCGAGGAGAGUUUUACUGAAGUUGGCUGAAGAAGCUGACUUCUUUGGAGAAUCCGUUCCCCCCAAGUUAAAAAUUCCUUUUGUACUCAGGACACCUGACAUGUCUGCCAUGCACCAUGACACAUCUCCAGAUCUAAAAGUGGUUGGAAGCAAAUUGAGGGAUAUAUUAGAGAUCUCUGAUACAUCUCUGAAGAAAAGGAAGAUUAUUGUUAAGCUCUGUGACAUCAUUGCUACACGUGGGGCCUGCCUAGCUGCCUCAGGAAUUUUCGGCAUUCUCAAGAAAACAGGAAGGGACACAGUUAAAGCAGGGGGAGAGAAGCAAAAAUCAGUGAUAGCAAUGGAUGGAGGAUUAUUUGAACACUACAUGAAAUUCCGCACAUGUUUGGAGAAUACGCUCAAGGAAUUAUUGGGAGAUGAGGCAGCUGGUACCAUUGUCAUUGAGCAUUCGAACGAUGGCUCAGGCAUUGGAGCAGCCCUUCUAGCAGCAUCACAAUCUCAGUAUUUGGGAGUGGAUGACUUUUGAAAAUAAGGUUAAUCCCACGCAGAAGUGCAGAAGCUUCUACCAUGGAACCUGCAAGUCCAUAUUCCACAUUGGGGCUUUCCGUAGAGCUCGCUGGUUUUAUUCUGUAGCCAUUGAUGCUGCUCCUUGCAGAUGGUUAGGGCAUCGAUUCCCUCUUGUGUUCAAGAAUAAAGGGAGACAUGUGAACUAUAACAUUGGGUAGUUCUUGAUAGCCGCUGUAGUGGAUCAGGACUUUCAUGUACAAACAGGGCUAUUACUAUCAUCAUCAUUAUCAUCCUCAUUGUUGUUGUUGUUGUUAUAAUUAAAAUGAUGCUGCCAAGAAUUAUCAAUAUCCAACCUUCUUUCCCUCUUUGAAGUCUUAUUAGGAGAGUCACAGCAUCGAAAAGAUUCUGACAUUCUUUUCUACAUAGCUAGAAUGGGUCCCUGCAAUGAAGCAGUAUUGGCAAAUCUCCUUCAUGGAAAGCCUACUAGUUGGCUGUGUUUCUGUACAAUUCAAACAUUUCAUCUGCGUAGCAUGCUUCCUUAAUUUCUUUAUCCAGUACUGCUACGUCUCCACCAAGCUGCAUGUGUCACCUUGCCCAAUGGGGCAAGAGAUUAGUGUUCAUAUCCAUGAUUAGCUGCUUUUCCAGUUGUCAGUUCCAAUAGAACAACCCUGAAGUUGUAUACUUAAAUCUUCAGUGAUUUUUCCUGUUUGAAUA
Neltuma alba is the source of this 2414-nucleotide messenger RNA. RefSeq names its product hexokinase-1-like. Gene Ontology annotation, cellular component: cytosol; mitochondrion. Gene Ontology annotation, molecular function: glucokinase activity; fructokinase activity; D-glucose binding. The coding region runs from base 220 to 1719 and encodes 499 amino acids. Lineage: Eukaryota; Viridiplantae; Streptophyta; Magnoliopsida; Fabales; Fabaceae. The record is from RefSeq and is a predicted model, not a curated record. The transcript is spliced from 9 exons. Gene Ontology annotation, biological process: intracellular glucose homeostasis; carbohydrate phosphorylation; glycolytic process.